AGAAUGGACUCGAAGCCGGGUUGAAACGCUAUAUACAGAGUCUAAAGAAAGUGUAUUUAGCACGCGGUUCGCGAUUUGACGUCGCCACGCGAAAAGAAAACAGUUUUAUCUUGGCGGAAGAUUGCGAAACUCGUGGACAAUGAUUCGCGCGAGACACUCGUCGGUGUUGGUGACUGUGAGUGCUAUUGUUAUUCACCUGUGCCUCAUCCUGAGUCCAGUGGAGCCCCAGGCGCCAUCAUCUGGAACCGGAGACGGAGUUAGUGGCGGCCGAGCUCAGGCACCGCCGCCGUUUUUGUUCGCCCAAGCGCCGGCAGCUGGCAACGCGGCGACUUUCUUCGCCAACCAGCAAGGCACCCAAAAAUCUGCCAUCAGCAAAGAGGGGACCAAAAUCAACAAUGAAAGGGAUCGAUUCAUCAUGAGCGUCUUCGAGUCCCUGUUGUCAACGAUGGAUGCGAAGCUCAGGCGUGUGGAAAAUCUAGACAAGGCCGUGGAACAUCUAAUGCGAAAGAUGGAAACCAUCAACAGCAGGGUGAACCGGAAUAUUGAAAAAACUGAACAGGUUCUCUCCAAGCUGCGAUCGUUCGAUUCGAAGCUCUACAACGUCGGCAACGGCAAGGCCGUGGAAAGCCUCGACAGCCGACUGGUAGCUUUCGACGAGAAGAUGAACAUCAUCGACAGCAAGCUGAAUGCCCUCGCAGAGGACAACAAAGCAGCCCCCCGCAACCGGGUCGGGGUCAAGAAGCUCAUAGUCAACACGUACCCCUCGGGCUCGGAGGAAGUCCUCAAAACCGCGGCUUCCGAGCGUCGUCAGUCCGCAGUGCGGCUCAACUCGGACUUGCCCGUCGAGACUGUUUUCAGCGCCCCCGCCGGCGAAGUGAAUGCGACCGACAACGCCUUCGGGAGCAAUUCGUCGCCCGCCAGCAGAAAGUCUAGUGCGGAAUUGGUCGCAGCGGAGUUGCAAGACGAUUUCGCGGUCGUCAAGAACUCGGUGAACCGGAUCGAGGCGCGGCUGACGGCUUUGACGGGGGUCAUGUGGCCGAAGCUGGGCUACUUGAUCCGUUCCGUGGCCGAAAUUCAUGGUGCCAUCGUAGAUGACAGUCUGUUAUAUGGGAAACAACAGGGUUUAGACGAAGGCCAGGAAGUAGAAGCUUCAGAAAGCCUCGGAGUGAUGCUGAACCUAACGUCGACGCAAAGUCCGUCGACACCGACGACGACGACGACGGCAUCCUCAGUUCGACGACAGCGACAGAAGACGAAACGUGCCGGCGGUACGGGCGACGGCGGGGCUCGAAUGUCGAGAAUUGAUCAGCUCAUGAACCGUGUCGACCCCCUGGCGUCGGUGUCGCAGAAAAUGGAAGAGGUCUGGAAUGUUGUCGUCGGCACCAAGAGCACCGUCGACAAUCUCGUGCCUAAAUCCCAGCAGCUGCUCGACAAGACGCAACGUCAGGAGAGAGCCAUUUCAAUCAUACACACUGAUCUGACAAACAUGGCUGACCAGAUAAUCGGGAACCUGUACGAAGUGGAGAAGACCCUCAAGAGGACCGGUUCGACGUCGGGCAAGUCGAGCACCGGUGACAAGAUUGCGCGGUUCCCGGGUGACGAGUUGCCGUCGGGUGCCGGCGAAGCGACGAGUCUGUUCGACGCUGGGCCAUUCAUUCACUCUGAUGUCGAUUCCGUGCCCCUGGUGCCCAUACUGGAACCCUCGUCUAUCCCGACCGGAAGCACCGGGGCCAACGCCAGGAGGAAAGACGGAUUCCUCACUGGCCUCGAUCAGAAUACCGUAAAUGGCAUACCUGGGAUACCAAUGCCCGCACCCCAUGGCAAAUCUCCGAGUGUCGUUUUCCCGAGCAUCGAGAGGAAACCUGCUUUCAUGGGUUCCAACACUUCAGCUGAAAGUGCACUGAGAGAUCAGGCCUACAAGGCAUAUUCUUGCGCGGAUCUGUACAAGAGGGGAGUCAGGACGAGUGGCGUUUACUAUGUGCAAAUUCGUGGCACGACGUACUGGUACCUCAAGGUCUUCUGCAACAUGGACGUGAAUGACGGCGGAUGGACUGUCAUUCAGCGCCGAGAUGAUUACGGUGAGCCGAGGGAGUCGUUUAACCGAGAUUGGGACGAUUACAAGCACGGUUUCGGUGACGUUGCCAAGGAGUUCUGGUUGGGCAACGAAAACAUUUUCAUGCUUACCAAUUCCGAGGAAUGCAUGCUGCGCAUUGAGCUUGAAGACUUUGAGGGCAACAAGCGAUUUGCCGAGUACUCCACGUUCAAGCUUUACAGCGAGAAAGACAAUUACAAACUGGUCGUUGGUGGAUACGAGGGCAAUGCGGGAGAUGCUCUCAAUGACCCUUGGUACGGAAGCAAUCUCAGCCCAUUCUCGACGUACAAUAGGGACAAUGAUCGCAGUAGCCUGAACUGCGCCUCGAUGCUGAAGGGCGGCUGGUGGUGGCGUUCCUGUGGUCGAGGUUUGAACGGACUCUACAUUUCUGACCCGAACGACCUGCAGGCCAGACAAGGCAUUGUGUGGUUCAGAUGGCGUGGCUGGGAUUACACCCUUCGCAGAGCGUCACUAAUGAUUCGUCCGAAAUCGUUUUUCUACAAUGACACAGCAACCGAAGUCGACGCAGUGAUGUCGCUGUACAUUUCAGUCAAAUCCGUUCGGGUUAGUACGAAGCAGCUGCACUCUCUCCCGACCUUGCUGGCAAUGGGAACAGCGAAGCGCGGGAAAAACGCGUCCUGCGUAGUUCGCAGGCAGCUGCUUUCGAACGCCGUCACCGGGAAGAGCGUAAUGCAUACGCGAGCGCUUCGUGGCGUACCGCGCAGAAUAACUCCAAGCGGCGAGAACCGCUGCGAUCCUUUCGUAGCGGCCGGUCAGCGGCUGUGCUGGCUGGCCGCUCUUGAACGAGCUCACAUGUGCUUAAUGAGCCAAUACACCUCACGGCACCUGUGGCUUCAGGCGAACGGAAGAAGGUUGUGA
Messenger RNA from Notodromas monacha, 2971 nucleotides. The record is from the annotation of a GenBank genome assembly. NCBI's taxonomy places the organism in Eukaryota, Metazoa, Arthropoda, Ostracoda, Podocopida, Cyprididae.